AUGAACCGCGCAAUCAUAGAUAAAGAGGCAAGCGCAAUUGUGUUCGGGUUCAAACGCUUUUACGGUUUCAUCUACGGCAAGGAAAUUAUAUUACGAACCGAUCACAAGCCUCUACAAUAUAUUUUCAGCCCUAAAAAAGGCAUUCCCUUGACGGCGGCCGGAAGGCUACAGAGAGCAGCGUGUUUUCUGUCCGGAUUUAAUUACAAAAUUGAAUAUAUUAAAUCAAAGGAUAAUGGAAACUGUGACGCUUUAUCGCGAUUACCUAUUGAAGACGAUACAGACACGCUGUACUCUGACCUUUCACCUAUAUAUUACAUUGAUAAAGGGUUCGUGACAAUCGAUUGUAAAACUAUACAAACAGAAACGCAACGCGAUGAAACUCUUAAGAAAAUAAUGUUAUAUGUAAAAGAUGGUUGGCCUAAUGUGAUUCCAGAGUCAGUAAAAAAAUUCAAAAACAAAAAAGACGAACUUUCUCUCGAAAGUGGAUGUUUAUUUUGGGGAAUAAGAAUUAUUAUUCCAGAGAAACUUAGGGCAAUACUCUUACGUGAAUUACAUAUGUCACACAUGGGCAUGGUUAAAAUUAAAAUGCUCGCCAGGUCGUACGUCUGGUGGCCAAACAUCGACGACAACAUCGAAAAUUUAGUCAAGUCGUGUAAAAUUUGCAAUGAAAUGCAAAAAAAUCCACCCAAAGCAAUUUUAACGUCAUGGCCUUGGCCAGAAAAAGCUUGGUCGCGCAUACACCUUGAUUUCUUGGGUCCCUUCUUGGGUCAUAUAUUUCUGGUUGUCAUUGAUGCUCAUUCUAAAUGGCCCGAAAUAAUCAAUUUUAAAAAUAAUACAAAGACAUAUCGCGUGAUCGAAGAAUGUAAAAACCUGUUUGCGAGAUUUAGAUUUCCCUUACGUGUUGUAUCUGAUAAUGGGCCGCAAUUUAGAAGCUCCGAGUUUCAUGAUUUUUAA
Messenger RNA from Phymastichus coffea, 954 nucleotides. RefSeq lists its product as uncharacterized. NCBI's taxonomy places the organism in Eukaryota, Metazoa, Arthropoda, Insecta, Hymenoptera, Eulophidae. The coding region runs from base 1 to 954 and encodes 317 amino acids. Gene Ontology annotation, molecular function: nucleic acid binding. The record is from RefSeq and is a predicted model, not a curated record. Gene Ontology annotation, biological process: DNA integration. The transcript has a single exon.